Messenger RNA from Manis javanica (Malayan pangolin), 8083 nucleotides. The record is from RefSeq and is a predicted model, not a curated record. NCBI's taxonomy places the organism in Eukaryota, Metazoa, Chordata, Mammalia, Pholidota, Manidae.
AGGGAGGGAGCAAAGUGCAGCUCGCGCGACCAGCCUUCUCUCCCAACGUCACAUUGUGCGAGAGACAAAACCAGGGCGCGCCUGAGCUCACACGCGCACGCACACACAGACGACCCCGUCGCCUCUUCCCUCCUGGCGCUGCCGAGAAACCCAGCCUCCCUCCCCUUCCUGGGACGCGGAGGCUCAGCAAGCUCAGAGCGCAGCCCAGAGCCAACCCGGAAGGCGAAGAAAGGCGGUGGACAGCCUUCUUUCUCCCCUGCCUGCCCGGGCUGAGGCGUCCCAUCCCCCUCCCCGAACCCCGGUCUCUCCCACCCCACCCCUCUGGGUUUCACGCGGACAGAGCCAGAAGCCGGGUGUGCCCCCGUUUGGAAGCCACGUUUCAGCACUUCGGACAGCGCCCGGGCGCCCCGGCCCCUUGGGGUUGGCUAUGGCGAGCGUUCAGCAAGGAGAGAAGCAGCUUUUUGAGAAGUUCUGGCGAGGAACCUUUAAAGCUGUGGCCACCCCGCGUCCCGAGAGCAUCAUUGUCGCCAGUAUCACAGCCCGCAAACCGCUACCAAGGACAGAACCCCAGAAUAGCCCCAUGGUCCCAGCUCAAGAUGGACCCUCAGAAAAGCUGAGCCAGCAUCUUGCCACCGAGGCCUUGGGCACCAACAGCUGGGAGAGAGACAAGGCCUGCCGGGAGCUCAGUCCUGCCAGAGCACACAGUGCCUCCCGUGACAGAGACCUGACGCCACCGCCUUCCUCCAGGGGGAAGAAGAAAAAGAAGAAAUCCACGCGGAAGAAGAGAAGGAGGUCCCCAUCAUACAGCCCAUCGCCUGUCAAGAAAAAGAAGAAGAAAAGUUCCAAGAAACGAAAGAGACACAGGUCAUUCUCCAAGAAGAGAAGGCACAGUUCCUCUAGCCCAAAAAGCAAAAGAAGAGAAGAGAAGAGGCACAAAAAGCAAUCUCGAAGUCGGCCCCGAAAAUCUCACCGCCACCGCCAUCACCACUGCCCCUCGCGGUCCCAGAGCUCCGAGUCCCGCUCCUCAAGCUGCGAGAGCAGGCACCGCGGCCGGUCCCCCGAGGAAGGGCGGAAGUCGCGCCGAAGGCACUCCCGCCGCUGCUCCAAGACCCUCGGCAAGGCCCGCCCCGAGGCCCGCUCCGGCCCCCCGCCCAGCCAGCCCCUCCAGACGCUCAGCCUCCUGCCGGCCAGGGGCGUAAUCACUGGGUCGGGGUCUGCUGCUGACCUCUUUACCAAAACAGCCAGCCGGCUCACCGCCCCCCGAGGAUGCUCCCAGGAGUACGACUCAGGGAAUGACACCUCCUCGCCACCCUCCACACAAAUCAGCUCAGCCAGCUCUCGGGGGCAGGAGAAGGGGAGCCCUGUUGGGGGCCUAAACAAGAGCCGGGAGCUCAACUGUGGCAACACCUCUGAUUCAGGGAACUCCUUCACCACCUCCUCACCCCAGAACAAGGGCACCACUUUGGAGAAUCUCUCCCCCACCAGCAGGGGGAGAGAAUCAAGAGGAUUCCAGUCGCCAUGUCUGGAGUGUGCCGAGGCAAAGAAGUCCAGUUUGGGCCCAUCCACAGCCCGGAGCUCCCCAAGAGGGUACUCCCGGAGUUCCUCCUAUGCCAGCACCCGCUCUUCCAGUCACUCCUCCCGAUCCCCCAACCCUAGGACCUCCCCCAGGUAUACCCGGAGCCGAUCCACUUCCUCCGGAAAAAGGUCCUACUCGCGCUCUCCCAGCUAUUCCUCCAAGUCUGACAAGAGGAGCCCGCCUAGCAGAAGCUCGCGUUCCCGCCGCAGCCCCAGCUACUCGCGUUACAGCCCGAGCAGGGAGCGAGACCCCAAAUUCGGUGAGAAGGACUCGCAGCAGCGGGAGCGCGAGCGAGCGCGCCGGAGACGCCGGUCCUACUCGCCCAUGCGGAAGCGCCGGAGAGACUCGCCGAGCCACCUGGAGGCGCGGAGGAUAACCAGUGCCCGGAAGCGCCCCAUCCCCUACUACCGGCCCAGCCCCUCUUCCUCGAGCAGCCUCAGCAGCCCCUCCUCCUGGUACAGCAGCAGCAGCCGGUCCGCCAGCCGCAGCUACUCCCGGAGCCGCAGCCGGAGCCACAGCCGCACGCGCAGCCGGAGUCGGAGCCGGAGCCGGAGCCCGACCCGCACGAGCUGCAGCUCCAGCUCCCGCAGCCCCAGCCUGGGCUCCCGGAGCCGCAGCCGGAGCCAGAGCCGCAGCUACAGCUCAGCAGACAGCUACUCCAGCACCAGGCGCUAAGCAAGGGCCCUCCCUUGAGCCAACUGCCCAUUGGGGGCCUCUUUCACUCUGCCAGCCUCCCCCCUCCCUGCCCACCCUGCCUUCUCUUUGGUGACAGACACUGAGGGUUCCUGGACCCUGUCCUUCCUGCUCUCCUGGGGAGGAGGAAAAGAGGGUAGGGGGAUCCAGCCUCUAUGUUGAGCUGCUAGGAGCCUGCACCAACACCACCCUGGGGCUCAGUUCAGGCCUGGGCAGAUGGAGAGAACCAUCCUCUGUUGGCACAAAACACCUCAAGGUUUUGCAAGAGGCAAUGGGUCCAUGACUCAAAAGUUUGGGCCUGGCCAGGAAAAUGUAGAGACAGUCCUGCUAAGACACUGCUCACAGGAUGCACACAGAAGGCCAGUGGUGAUUCAUUGCACCUGCCCUCAUUCAAUCUCAUGGCUGCAUCCGUAUGGACGCCUGUGGGCGUUGGGAGAGAUGAAGGGAGACCAGGAGCAGUUCAGGCCUGGGAGAGGGGACCCAGCCUUUCACCUCCCCAAACAGGUCAGAGCAAAGGCUGAAAGGCUAUGGGGUCCUAUAAAGGGGGACAUAUGUGAGUAGGGGACAUGGACAUUUCAGUUGGUAGGAGGUGUCAGGAGACAGGUUCUCUGGUUGUUCUGCUGCUCCCAGUAUCUCAGCGUGGUCAGGAAAAGGAGCCUGGUGGGUUCUAGCAAUGGAGAGGACACCACACAGCUUACCAGGGAACCUGCAUCCUCACUGAGGAAGGACACAGUGAACAGUUGGGACAGCUUGGUCUAUAGCCCCACUUCCCAAAUUUGCCUCAGCCCUGCUAGCUGGCACCAAUUUAAUUCCACGGGACCAUCUGCUGAACAUUCCCAGUGUCAUGGCCAGCUGCCAGUCCCCAGCGCCAGCCAGUCUGGCCUUAGCCUCCGGUUGGCGCCCGCCUGCCCCCUCCCCACUGCCUGUACCGCCACGCCCUGGAUCCUUCCCAGUGUGGCGGAGCCCUGCCCCCCGCCCCCAGCCUAAGCUGCCCCCUUUGCCUCUCAGGAAUUUUGCCAGGAUGGGACACCAUAGCAACACAGGUUUUGGGGGAAAAGCCCAAAUCCAGAGAGUCUGGGAAAGAAGGGCUUGGAUGCUCCAUAGCUUGGGUUCCUGCUGGCUUCUGAGGUUUCUCGUCAGCUUGGGAAAGCCCCGCAUUCAUUUCUGCUCCCACCCCACUUCCCGCUGCCCAGGAUGGGCAGUGUGGGUAAGCUGAUCUCUGGCAUAGAAAUGCCAUCAGCUGCUUCAUCCAUGGAAGGCUCUGAGAACAGGGGCGUAGGGAGAGGAUCCUUAAAAUAAACUCUUGGGCAUCCCCCUCACCAGCUGACUGGCUUUCCGGAGCCUUAGGGGUGAGUUUCAAGUCUGUGGUAGCAACGGGGCAUGGAGGGAGAGAGCAAGGGGACAUGGGUCCCAGCUCUGGACACUGGAUACUCGGGAAGAAGGGAGCAAGUGUUCCUUACCCUUCAUACCCUAGGGAAAAAAAACACUAUUCUUUUGGAAGCAGUGACCCCCUGCCAAUCUUUCCUAUUACAUCAGCCUGUGGGGCCAGAAACUGCCCUGCCACCACCCCACAAAUCCUUCCUCCACCAGGAGCACAGAGUGAGGCGGCCCCAGGCAGCAGUGCCAGACGUGCUGUGGUGCCCUCUGAUCCAGACCUAGACCCCGCCCACCAACACUACUGAUGCCAGUGCUGCCACUGCAGGAGGCCGGAUGGCAGGUGCUUGGGCCAGGGGCAGGUGCCCUGGGAGGGCAUGUACAGCAACUGUAAAUAACCCUCUUCCCCCCCCCAGGAACCUGUACUGGACUCCAGUCUCCCCUCACCGAGACAGAGGCUUUGCGAGAGCCACGAAACCUCCUUAGCAGGACAGCAGUGAGGGGCCUGGGAAGCCCCAGUUCCACCUGCCUUCAGCUACCUGUAGGGGACCAUUCUACCUGGGGCUCCUAGCAAACCUUUUAUUUAUUGUAUUUAUUUAUGUUUAUUUAUUUAUUUAUGCUAUGACUUCCUUAUCUCUCUGUUGCCAUUAGCAGUAUUCAACUAUUUAUUUAUUUAUAUGGGGAGGUUGGUUGUAUGUGUGCGUGUUGGUAUGUGUGUUUGUGGUGGGGGGGGACUGGUAAAUUAUUUUUGUGUAUCUCUUUUUUAAUUUGUGUCUCUAUGGAUGGAAUUUGAGAGGCUGGUGGUGUGGGUGGGGAUGCUGGUCUUUUUCCUGAAGGCGAGACCCACACAGGUCCAGCCCUAAACAUCCCAGCAUGGGCCUGGAAGACGUCAGGCCCCAGGUUCAUUCCUUGGCCCGGUGUCAGCGAGGUUCAGGUCUGCACCCCAGACCGCUGCCCACCAGCAUCCUCACUGAGAUAUGAGAAAGAUGAAAAUAAGCCAGGAGGCUCAUGAGCUAAGGCACAGAAUUGACACAGUGGAGUUAUGGCUUCUUCAGGCGUUGAAGUCUAAGGUUAGCAUGUAACGAAGAGAGAAUCACUAGUCAGAGUGCUUUAGAGAGUCCCCCAAUGGGAGACAAAUUUGCUAUCUCUUGGGUACUGAUGAGGCUUCAGUUAAUACUUAUUGAAGUAGCUGCCUUGAGUUUGGGGAGCCGUGGUGGUCGAGAUGACUGGUUUAACACUGGGAUGGUCCUUGGAGUUGCCAAGGUAAGAGGGAGGCAGGAACAGAGCUGAGGGAAGAGAAAAUGCUCAUCUUGACCUUACACUCAUUCCAGCGCUCCUACCAGUGGGCCAGAUUGCUCCCUCGCUUUUCUGAGCAUAUCUAGUUGGUUUCAUGUAAAUCACCCAUACUUCAGACUCCAGUGUAGCUCACUUCUGCCCCUGCCCUGAGGCUUCCAGACAGCUGGUCCUUCUGCAGCGGAUGCGCACUGCCUUGUGAAGAGGCACCCGCCAUCCUGGGAGAGGAACAGAGACCCCAAAGCAUAAGCCUUUUUCUGUGACCUCUCACUAUGCCAUCAAGGGAAAGCAUAAAGCUAUUUCUGAAAUUAGGGGGGGAAACGAGGGAAGGAGCAGCCAGAGGUUUCCCCAAGAAGGUCAUUUCAGAUCCCAUACCGGGAGCCAGGAUCCAGAGACCUUCACCAGUCCUGCCUCUCUGACUAACUGGCAGCAUCUUCUGGCUGCUCUCUGGAGAGGUUCCCACCCUUUUCAAAGUCACUGUUUCCUACCUUGAAAUUGCUAACUUGCCUGGUCCAGCCUUGGGUUUGGUGAAACUUUUGCAGCAUCCCUGGUUGUUUCCCUAGCAAAAUGACCUCACCCUGCCCUAGCCCUCGCCUGGGGAAGGCUUGCAGGAAGGAUGUUUAAAUGCCUCCCAGGUGGGGGAAAUUUCUGUGCCUCCCUCUCACUGGGUAUGUUUCCCUACUUUCCUCUACAUUUCCUUUUAUUUUCCAUCCAAAAAUGAACGAAAACUCUUGUUGGAGCACUGAUAACCUCAAAAAUGGGAGGGUGAUGUGGCUUUCGAUCAAGCAGCCUCAGAAGCCUUCAGCCUUCCUGCUACAGAUAACACACAGGAUGAGUGAACUUGAGCAGAUCACUCCCUUCCUCAGGGUCAGAGUUCCCACAUUUGAGAAAUACAGGAAUUUUUGAGAGGUAAUCCAAAAAGUUGACCUGAGGCCAGGGAGGUUCUCCACAGACAACAUUCACCAAGCCUUAGAAGGGGAAGAAAAACACUGUCAGACAGGGAGUCUUCAGUCAGGAGGGUAAAACCUAAAAGCAACAUGUGAAUUCCCUCCAGUUAGUUAAGAAAAGCUACCCAAUUCCAAGCCCCCAACCAGGACCAUUCUAGUUCCUUGAGGUAUGAUUGGAUUCCUGUCUAUUUCUUUCCUUCUUCCAAGGAAAGUCAGUCUUUAGAAGCGAAACUACAAUGUUUGAAAGACACAGGGUCUCAUCUCAGUAAGUCCACAUCACUGCACUUCUUCAGAACUAAUCGCUUUCCCAGAAGGCUCUGCUUGACAAGUCAAGAUGGGGGUGCUCCCAAAGGCGCAAAGGCACAUUUUAUUUUUCUCAAGUCUGACUUCCAACUUUUCUUCUGCUGCAUUCUCCUCCACAAAUACUCAAAAUAGUCUCAUGUGCCUGGGUCUUGCCUUGAUUUCCCCUGUCACUAAAUAGAAACUUUUGUCUCAUUCAAAACCAAACCAAAGCAGAACUUCUCAAAACACGCCCCCACCUCCAUCGGCCAACUGAGUCCAGCCGAGGAACAUACGUUAGCUACAGCGUGUCAUCCAGCAGUGCUUUACUGCAGCCCCUUCCUUCUCAUUUUGCACCCAUGAGCCAGUGGGUACUGAUAGAGGUGUCCUUCCCCUCUGUCUGUGGCUGUUGUCUUGGGUUUUUUGUUUAUCGAGGGCUUUUUUGAGUUGUUGUUUGCAUUGUAAAUACCAUGAUGGGAGCCCUACAUCAGAACAUGGCUUAUUUAAUAAUUUAUUUCCUAUUUAUGGAGUGAUAUUGGGAGAGGCAAGGGACCCCCCUCUUCCCCUAAAUGGUUACUGGCAAUUGGCCCAUCUCGCGGCACCGGGUGUGGCCGUCUACACUGUCACAAGUAAUGAGCGCCAGAAUUGCCCCGCAAAUUGGAAUUGGCAGAAAUGGAGGCUUCAGUCAUACAAACUAAGCUCGAAUGGAACUAAAACACUGAUUAUCUCCGGGAAAACCUCAUUUUGAUGGAAAUUAAUUGAAGAAUAAAAUGCCUGUACAUGAACCAACUUCUAUUAAAAAGUCACAACUCCUUGAAAAGAAAGAAAGAAAGGGAAAGAAUAUCACACUCCCUUUUCUCUGGCAGAGAAAACCUACGCCUCAUCUUCCAACAAGCUGAGCCAAAGAGACCGGAAUAACAUUCCUUUGUGGUUCUCUUGCCUGUGUGUGUGUGUCCGGAUGAAACAGUGGGUCCCAGGCCUCGGUUUUAUCAUCUGUAAAAUGGAAUUUGGCCCAAGUGCUCUUGGCAGGGUGGUGGGAGAGGGUUCUGAUGCUGCGAGCUCCAAGCUGUCAGAUACAUGGUCCCUGUGUCUCUGACUGUAGGUGGAAGGGUGUCUCCUAAGAAGGGACUAGAAAAGCAGGGCACGACGUUCGUUUGUUUGCAGGGUGAGGCCGCAGUAGCUGAGUCUUGCAGUCAGAUGCAGGAGGCUUCCAGGUGCUGUCACCUGAUAACUCCUGUGGCCUGGGUUAAAGCCCUCUAGGUUAGCUUGAACUUGUCUCCAAGCCCAGCUGUCCAGAGUCAUCAAAGUGGAGACCAGGAUGGCAUCAGGCCAUGUUUUGUACAAUUGUACAGUAAGUCAGAUGACCAUUUUUCAGAUGAGAAACUGAGGCCCUGGAAGAGGGAACUGCCAUGCCUGAACUCCCUUGAGCUCAGAUCUGCCUGACUCCAUGCCCCAUACUCUGUUGGUAGCUUUGCCAGGCCUGUGCUGUGAGGACUUCUCUUUGUGCUAUAUUUUUUCUCUCCCAAUCCUCAGCUGUUUCCUCUAGCAGUCACAGGCCAAGGACCUAGCAGAAUCAACCACAUCAACUAGGGGUCUUGGUGUACCCCAAGGCCAUUUAUCCACAUCAGGGAGGGCUGGAAUUCCCAUCUGGAAAACCCCAAAUCAGGGGACCCACUACCAGCCCAGCUUGGCCUGAGUGACCAGCCCCUGCCCGGAACACCCACAUCAGAGGGGGGAAGCGCGUCUGUGUGUCCUCCACCAUCCUGGGGCUCUGUCCUCUACCCAGUGACACGGCCACCAUGGCUUGUUUGAUUUCUGGUGUUCACAGCUAAGCAUAAUCUUCCCAGGGUUUCUGGUUUUUCAGUCUGUAUGAAACAUGUCUCUGUUCUAAUAAAAGGUCCCAUGGUAUGGUGUUCUCAUA